AUGGAGCCAACUGAAGGCAUACUUUUGAUUGUUGAAAGUCUGACCUUAGAAGCAAAUGAAAGUGACAAUAUAAGCAUCACACAAAGUGCCCUUACUAUCACUAGUGAAGAAGCUGGAACAGGCUUUGAUAUUUCUAGGAAAUGUUUUGAGCCUUCGGAAAUGAAGGAGUGGGCCAUUGAUGACUUGAAUAAAACAAUUCAGUGGUUGGAGAGUCAAGAAGAAAAGCCAGAUCCAAGUGAGGUGACAAAAAUAGCCGCAGAGGGAAUUCUUACUUGUUUGCAAGAUGUAAUUCGUUCUCUAGAGGAAAAACGGGAAGAUUUUGGAAAUCUCAACAAAAUAUUCAUAUUCUCAGGUAAGUCUUUACACAAACUUGGUGGAAGAAUGGUUUAUUCAACCUGCUCAAAGAAUCUUAUUGAGAAUGAAGUUGUGGUUACUAAGGUUUAA
Molecule: messenger RNA, 444 nt
Organism: Vigna unguiculata (cowpea)
Lineage: Eukaryota; Viridiplantae; Streptophyta; Magnoliopsida; Fabales; Fabaceae
Source: RefSeq, a predicted model, not a curated record